Messenger RNA from Pyricularia oryzae 70-15, 2223 nucleotides. RefSeq lists its product as uncharacterized. Gene Ontology annotation, cellular component: axon initial segment; membrane; synapse. Gene Ontology annotation, molecular function: transmembrane transporter binding. NCBI's taxonomy places the organism in Eukaryota, Fungi, Ascomycota, Sordariomycetes, Magnaporthales, Pyriculariaceae. Gene Ontology annotation, biological process: negative regulation of delayed rectifier potassium channel activity; neuronal action potential. The transcript is spliced from 2 exons. The record is from RefSeq and is a predicted model, not a curated record. The coding region runs from base 58 to 2001 and encodes 647 amino acids.
AGGAAGCAGCUUGGGAAUGCAGCCGUGAGAAACGGGAAGGAGCCUCGAUUGGGGUUGAUGCAUCUGCCCAUCGAGCUCAUCACCAUGAUUGUCAAUGAGAUCGACUUGAUAAAUGACCUGAGCAGCUUCUCGAAGGUGAACCGAGUCUUCCUCGAGCUCUAUCAGUUCAAUGUUUUCGCCUCGGCCGUCAGCUGGAAAGUUGUAUGGGGUGAUAUCACCCAAGUUAUGCUCGAUUUAUUCUAUCACGGAGUACGCCACGACUCUGUUCGGAUCGUCAGCAUUCUCACCCACCAUAUCCAUGAAAUUGUCUCCGACAUGAAGAUCAAGGGAUAUAUACCCAUGGAGCCUUUCAAGUCCAAGAGGAUCACAUAUUUCCACCAUGCGCUUGUCGCAGAUGCCCCCAAGGUCUCGGCUUAUCUUGCUGCGGAUGACGACAUGUUCGACGAAAGCUUUGAGUACUACCCAAGCAUGGUGGCCAUUUAUCAAGCUCUGUUCCCACAGACCAUGGCCGCCCAAUGGGAGCUUAACAAGGCUCUUCGUGUUGCUUGUAAUUACGGUCUUUCCCGCACGACGUACGUCCUCCUAAAUCGCGGGGCCGAUCCCAUGGAUAUGAGCCCGUUUGGCCUGAUGCCCAUCCACUUGGCCUUGGCUAAUCGCCAGCCCUGGUGGGACUCGGACAAGUACAAACACCAGUAUAAAGGUGGCUUUGAAGUCGGGCCCAAUGUCCACCACCUGGACGCGGAGCAACUGGCGCAGUGCAGCAUUUCCGCGCUGAUCAAGUAUGGCUGUCCCGUGGACCUUGCGUCUGCGCAGAUGAGACGACACAAGUGUGACCACAAGUGCUUGGGAUCUCCCGAUUGCGACCAUCAAAACCAGACACCGCUGCAUAUCGCAGCCAAGAUCGACUUCGGAGAGGUUGCCGACUUCCUUCUCAAAAAAGGCGCCAACCCUUACACGCCGAACGGAGAGGGUUACACCCCUCUGUACUGUGCUAUCGUGCAGGAAGGCUCAAAGGCGGCCGGUGUCAUAUUUAAGAGCUGCCACCCCGUCGUGAACCCGGUUGUGCACAUCCCCACAGGGACGACGGCGUUGCACAUUGCCUGUAGGUUCGCGUUACCUGCAAUGGUCGACAGGCUGCUGGAGGCUGGCGCGGACCCGGAUGUGAUCAACAGCCAUGGCCUGACUCCUCUACACGAAGUGCUCUCUCAGACCCAACCUGAUCGUAGUCGUCAGGUGUAUUUGGUGCUGAAAAGCCUUGCCCGUUUCAACGCAGAUCCUGCUACUCCUAGUUCCGCUCCCAAAACGCCCUGGGACAUGGCCAAAAACCACCCAUUUCCCGAUGUCCAGGAAAUGUUUGCCGACCACACGCUGAUGACGUUCUGGGAGCUGGACCAGCUGAUUGGCGGCAACAGUAGUCCCCAUCGCAAAGGCCGACGUCAAACAAAGCGCGGCAGCCAGGCAAUCAAGCGCACGGACAAACAGGCUCCUUCGCAUACCAUUGCCCCUUCAUCUCCGAUAGAGGCACAAUACAAGGUCCAGUCGACUCAGUCUGAUAGCCGGUCGGGGUGGGGUGGCUGGUGGGGGGAUGCAAAGAACCCGUGGAAUGGAAAAGGCCCGUGGGAUGAGGAGCCGCGGCCUGAAGAUGACGCGUGGGAUGAACCGAGCCCGAGUACUGGAAUGAAACCAGGGGUGACAGAAACACUAACCCAAGAAAACUUCCUGGAUUUCGGGGAGGAUCUCAUCCUGUUUGACAUAACCACUCCGAUGAAACCCUCCCCGGCGGCUUCACUGCAGACUCAAAUAGCGAGCGCGGGAUGGAGGCCAAAGCUGCUGACUUUGAACAACAAGCCCGCAAAGCCGAAGCCGAAUGCGUCCCCUUUCUCUGAGAUGGAGAGCCGAGAUGCCGCCAAGAAGGCCGCAAGUGAAUAUGCUCCUUCGGCCAGCUCACAAGGAACCAAAAAGGGACAGUCAAAGAAGAAGUGGGCUCCUCUCAAGCUCUGAGUGGACAAGACAGCAUGUGUGGCUUUGACUGCUAUGUUGCGAGUCUUUCAUGUCUGGUUGCAGGGCUCAUCAAAGUCCCGUUGUUUUCACCAAAUUAUGAUGGAGGACGAAAAAAAAAACUGCGUUUUAGGAGCAUGCUUAAGAUAUCUAACGCUCGUACGUGGCUGCAGUUUGAUUAUCAGGUUUGGUCGGUAAAUCUGCAUAUUUAUCGGUUGGAGUGAG